AUGGACGACCUCAUCGCAACCCUCAACGGCGGGAUGCACGUCUCGCAGGAAUCCCACGACCUCGAGUCAUUCAAGGCAUCUCUGGCUCGCGCCCUCCCAACUUCGCACAACGGGCAUCGCGGUUCCAUUUCCAUGCCAGCGCCAUCCUUUGCCGCCUCGUUCCAGGAGCAGCCACUCUACCUUAUCCGCGAGGUCAGUCCGGCCCCACCAUACGAGGCGCAUACCCAGCACGUGCCGUACGACGAGGACAUGGACCUCGAGACUGCCUUUGCUGGCGACGCAUUUGCUCCCCUUCACCAGACCAAGCAGGAGGAUGCAUGGGCCGCUUUCCGUCCCGACGCCAAGAGUGCUUUUGCAUUUUCGUUUGGCGACAAACAGCAACCUGCCGUCGCAACGUUCCAAUUCCAGAUGCAGCAGCCUCAGUCUGCACCCCAGUACGAGACGGACGAAGACGCGGCCGAGGCCAUGAUUACCGACGAGUAA
Molecule: messenger RNA, 483 nt
Organism: Cutaneotrichosporon cavernicola
Lineage: Eukaryota; Fungi; Basidiomycota; Tremellomycetes; Trichosporonales; Trichosporonaceae
Exons: 1
Coding region: 1-483 (160 amino acids)
Source: RefSeq, a predicted model, not a curated record